Molecule: messenger RNA, 4911 nt
Organism: Lizanozyma spartinae
Lineage: Eukaryota; Fungi; Ascomycota; Pichiomycetes; Serinales; Debaryomycetaceae
Gene: BCK1
Product: mitogen-activated protein kinase kinase kinase
Exons: 1
Coding region: 1-4911 (1636 amino acids)
Biological process (GO): protein phosphorylation
Molecular function (GO): protein binding; ATP binding; protein kinase activity
Source: RefSeq, a predicted model, not a curated record
AUGCUAGUACCUCCUAAACACGAUACAUCUAAACGAAGAUCGGUCAGUUAUGAUGCACAACGGAUACGGAUCCCCUUUGCGUCCACCCGGAACGAGUCCAGAGGCAGCAUUACCAGCGAGAGCAGCUCUAUGGCGUUAGCACUGGCUCUGGGCCUGGGCCUGGGCCUGGGACUGGGGUUGACCCUAACGCAGAGUGGGCUUCGAACGGAGUACUUGACAUCUUCAGGAGAACAACAACAACAACAGCAACUAGUGCUGCAACUGCACCAGCAACAACGAGUGUUUUCUGAUAGUGCUGUGUCUUAUCUGACUGAUGGUAUGACCUCACCUGGGGAUAAUGACAGUACUAUAACGGACAACUUCAACUUUAUACCAUCAUCUUCACAAGGUGAUGGCAGUGGAAAAGAUGUGCUACCUUCGAAUAACCGUACUAUCUUGACUCCUAUUUACGGUAACCAGUUCGCUGUGCCUAAUCUGGCCACCACCACAGCCACUCUUGACAUGAUGGAAGAGUUUGUAUCACCCCAGUUGAACUCCGAUAGCGACUACGGUGAUUCGCCAGGCCAUUCCAACCCCAAUAGCGCAAUUGGACUGCUACUUAAGGAGUACAGAGAUAGCAAGAGUACGUUGGAUGUUCUGUCGUCUACCAAGUCUUCCGAGGAUAGCUUGGGUCACUGGCCAGAACAGCAUAGAGGAGCAGGAGCACAACCACCACCUUUACCCGAGUCCUAUACCAAUAAAAGGCAAGAACUACAACCAUCAUCCUUGUCAUCAUCGACGACGAUGACUGACUCUGAUCCUUCUCAUCAGAACCAUUUCCGUACAGAUUCAACGUCUUCAACGGUGUCUUCAACCUCCACAGCGUCCACUAUCAACAAUAUGAAAGAUGCCAAACACCGUCGUUUUGUUAAUUAUGCCAUGAUGGCCACGGCAUCUCAUUCUGACCCCUGGAGCAUUGAGAACGUUGUACGAUGGCUUGAAAACAAUAAGUUUAAUGAUACCUGGAAGGAAACGUUUCGAAAGAAUGAAAUCUCCGGAAAUAGGUUCCUUGAAAUUGGUAAUUAUGAUAUCAAUUCAAGUACCUGGCAACAGUUUGUCAAGUAUAUUGACACCAGCGAUGAAUACAGCACUAUUGAAAGGUUCAUUGAGCUUAUUAAAAAGGAGGAAUACGCUUUAGAUAGGAAACCUGAAACAAGAAAGAGUUCUCAUGAAUAUAUAGUGUCCCCCAUAUCUGCUGUUGGAGGGAGUAGUGGGGGAGCUAAAGGUCAUAAGUACAUGAGUUCUAUUUCUUCCAAUGGUUCAAGCAAUUCAAGUUCCAUUCCUACACCUUCCAGACCAUUUUCAUUCGUUGAUUCCUCUAAAAAGGAUUCAAACCAUUCUCCACAUAAUAUGUUUUUCAAAAAGUCGUCCCAUUCAGAACAAAGGUCAAGUUUAUUAGUUGAACCAACCAAUGCACCUCCUAUAGAGUUGAAGUCCGGUCAUAACAGUAAUAAUAAUAAUGCUAUUCCAUCCUCCUCCACUUCUGCUUCUUCUACUACUACAAUCAAUACCAGCAAAUCAAAGACAGACGACCUUAGCAAGGGGAAAUCUUCAUCGAUUUCUUCAUCAUCAACAUCUGGAACUACCAAAAAUCAAGGAUCUUCUGGUGAAUCUUCUAAAAGAAACAGUAUUUUCAGUUGGAGGAAAAUCACCAAUGAAAAGUCAGCAAAUACUGCCAAAACUUCCCCUAUUCUGAAUGUCAAACAAUCAAAGAUUCUACCAACUGCUAAAUUCAUUCAACACCUUUCAAAUGAAACUUCACUGCCAUAUACUGCUGCUCAGAAUUUUAGGUCAACUUCAGCAGGUGAAAAAUCAACCAGACCGUUAUCAACAUUUGAAUGCGGCCAACGAAGCGUUCUGAAUGAUAGCCAGAAAAGCAGCUUGUCAGUCGAUAAACCCGUGAGACCAGCCUCAAGCUAUGAUGGCUGGCAGAAUCACAAUCCCACAAUCAGCGACAAUAUGAGCAGAGGAGCAGGAGCAGCAGCAGGAGCUCUUAAGGGCAUUGACGAGAGAUUCCUACCUACACCCAGAAUGGAAAGUACUCCAAUCACCACGUUGCUUAUUACUAAAGACAAUAAACUGUUUACCGCAAUUGAAAUCCCUAGUAUUGAGUGUUUGAAUGCCAAUUUGGUUAGGAACAGAAUAAUCGAAGGGUUAGGAUUACUUAAAAUCGGUCAAAUCUGUAUUCACAUGACCGAAUUGAACUCAAGAGAGGGUUUCCCUUUAUCCAAUGAAUUAUUAUUACUUGCAAUUCAAAGGAAGCACUAUAAGUUUUAUGUUUCUCAACAUCUUUCAUCUCCAAAUACAACCAACACGAUAUCUACAUCAUCAUCUGAUUCCAAAUCAUUUGAAAUGAGACCAGAUGGUGGUGGGAAACAAUAUCCAGCGACUCCCGAGUAUUUAACUCGUCCUAAUGCCCACCAAGUUGAUUAUUGGUCUUACAAAGAUGGAAAGAUACCUUCACAACAAUAUCACCACCAAACACCAUCGGGCUUAGAUAUUGUUGACGAGUCAAGAUUAUCAGUUGGGUCACACUUAAUGAACUUGAAGUUACCUCCAAUAAUCCCCAAGGCCAAAACACCUGUUCUUCUGAUUAAUACCUCCAUAUCUCCUGCCAAUAGCAAUUCCUUUAAGGUAAUUCGAGAUGAGAAGCCAGUCAUUGAUUUCAAUAGAAGAAGGUCUGUUGAAAAUAAAAGACCAAAGCAAAUCCAAAGCAUCCAUGUAUCUUCUAUUUCGAACACUUUGACUUCACCUAUAACUGCAUCAACUAUCAUUUCGGAAGGACCCCGGAGUUCAUCUUCUACCAAGACCAUCGAAGAAACGAUCCCAGAAGUUUCAACUUCCAUACACAGAUCCCCCUCGAUUAAAAGUGUUUCCACGAUGAAGUCAGAGCAUCUGCUGGAUGGAGAGAAACGGAACGUCACUAAUAUAGUGGCCAAAAGAGCACCCCCACCACCCCCACCAAGAGAUACUUCUAAUGCUACUACUACCACCAAAUUAAGAAAGAAUACCCUUUCCAAUAAAUUGUCUCAACUGCCAUCGAUAUCUUCUGAUGAUCUGAUUAUGUCCCUGAGAUCAAAUAGUAUAAAUGAGUCCCUAAGAAGACGAGGAAGCAGAAGAGUUACUUCUGUGAACUUAAAGAUGACUAAGAAAGAAGUAGAGUUUGAUCCUUUUAAAGAGAGUAACAUUAGUUUCCCCCAAAUGAAUCUUACUCCAAUUGAAGGUUGUGAUGAGAAUAGUGAUAGUGAUUCUUCCGGAUCUGAUUUCUUUGCUCAUCCAAUGCCCGAUGUUGGCAAAAGAAAUAGCAAUGCCAGUUAUGAGAUCAAUGAUGAUAGUUUUAUUGUUGAUGAUGAUAAAAACUCCAGCUGCAAUAGUGACAGCAACAGAAAUAAGUAUAGACAGAAGAGUAAUACUCCAAUGCAUGUUAGACCACCUGUUGAUGAAGUUUAUAAAAAUCUUGAGAAGUUCUUCCCCCAUACCAACUUGGAUAAACCCAUUAUAGAAGCUGGUUCAGUUACUCCAAUCACCACCAGUGCCAAUUCAUCAUUAACAUCUGUUGAAAUCGGUCAUCAAAUGUUUGCUAGAAAGCCUACUAUAUCACGAACAUUUUCCAAUGCCAAUAUAUCACCUAUAAAUCCACCAUCUGAGUCUUUAGAUGAUACCAUGAUGGAAAGAGAGAAUACUCUUCGAUUCCCCGGACGAAGAAUGAAGUCUAUUAGAGUUGUUGCCAAUGAAGGACAGAGAAGAUUCAAUGAAGCCAGAAAAAUCUCUCCCCCCAAUACUUAUGAAACCAAUUUCAAUGAUAAUAUUAUUAGCAACAGUGACGUUAUAGUUGAUAAUAAUAACCAAUUUGGGUUGGCAAGAAGCAAUACCAAGAUGUGGGGUCAAAAUAUUGUGGAAGUUACCCCCAAAGAAAUUGAAAAGGGAUCUGUUAGUCGGAUCCGAAACAAUAAGAAUGGGAAAUUCGAAGAGUUCCGGUGGAUUAAAGGUGAACUAAUAGGCCGAGGAUCUUUUGGAGAAGUGUAUCUUGCCUUGAACGUUACCACAGGAGAAAUGCUAGCAGUGAAACAAGUUACACUUCUGCUGGGGAUUAAAUCACCUGGAGAUAGAUUUGAUGCCUUCCACAAAGAGGUGGAGACCAUGAAAGAUUUGGAUCAUAUCAAUAUAGUUCAAUAUUUAGGGUUUGAGCAUAUUGGGAACACUGCCAGUUUAUUUCUUGAGUAUGUUGGAGGAGGAUCUGUUGGAUAUUGUUUGAAUAGUUAUGGUAAAUUUGAAGAUCCUUUGGUCCGGUUCAUCACCAGACAAGUAUUGAGUGGGUUAGAAUAUCUACAUUUGAAUGGGAUUCUUCAUCGGGAUUUAAAAGCCGAUAACUUGUUAUUGGAGAUUGAUGGUACUUGCAAAAUAUCUGAUUUCGGUAUAUCCAAGAAGGAACAAUCUGACAAUGUUUACAAGAAUAUUCCCGAAAUGUCGAUGCAAGGGACCAUCUUCUGGAUGGCUCCUGAAGUCAUUGAUAGUAAUGUCAAUGAGAAGAAGGAAGGAUACAGUGCCAAAGUUGAUAUUUGGUCGUUAGGGUGUGUUGUAUUGGAGAUGUUAGCUGGGAACAGACCCUGGGCCAAUGAAGCGUUGGUUCGAGCCAUUUAUUUAAUUGGUAAGACCAAACUGGCACCUCCAAUCCCCAAAGAUAUAGAUAUCACCAAUGAUGCUCGAGAUUUCCUUGAGAAAUGUUUCACUAUUAAUCCUGAAGCCCGACCUACAGCAAAGCAAUUGCUAGGGCAUUCAUUUAUGAAAGAAGAUGGUGAUUUUGUAUUUGAGAAGACCCUGUUGGCCCAAAUGGUUAAGUAUAACUCGAGAAAGAGUGGGUACUUGGAAUAG